This is a messenger RNA of Daphnia pulicaria, 1628 nucleotides long. RefSeq names its product phospholipid-transporting ATPase IF-like. Gene Ontology annotation, cellular component: trans-Golgi network; plasma membrane; endoplasmic reticulum. Gene Ontology annotation, molecular function: ATP hydrolysis activity; ATP binding; ATPase-coupled intramembrane lipid carrier activity. The coding region runs from base 144 to 1628 and encodes 494 amino acids. The transcript has 9 exons. Gene Ontology annotation, biological process: phospholipid translocation. Lineage: Eukaryota; Metazoa; Arthropoda; Branchiopoda; Diplostraca; Daphniidae. The record is from RefSeq and is a predicted model, not a curated record.
AACGUCAUCCUCACCCAGUCCAUAGUCUGUUGGGCAGUCCGAAAUGCGUCGUCUAUUCUCGCCGCCAAGAGCAUCUGUGCUCAAUCCAAGAUCGGUAUUAUCGCCGGCUUCAGGUGCUCGAGUUCGACUCGAAUCGCAAGCGAAUGUCAACCAUUGUUCUGUUCCCAGAUGAUAGUAUCUGGCUUAUUUGCAAAGGUGCUGAAAGCACGAUAAUUCCCAAUUGUAUUGGUGGUCCAAUCAACCAAACUCUUGAACAUAUCAACGAUUAUGCACUUUUGGGAUUGCGGACCUUGGCGAUAUCAGCCAGGCAACUUACUUCUGAACAAUAUGGGGGCAUGAUGGAAAAAUUAAACGAAGCUAGACAGAUGAUGGUUGACCGAGAAUUAUACGUUAGCCAGAUCUUUGAUGUUAUCGAGAGUGACAUGACUCUUCUAGGUGCUACCGGAGUUGAAGAUCAACUUCAGGACGGUGUAGCAGAAACGCUCGAGGCUCUCAGGGCCGCUGGGAUCAAGGUUUGGGUCUUGACUGGCGACAAGCUGGAAACGGCCAUUAAUAUCGCCUACUCGUGUGGGCAUUUUAAACGGGGAAUGCAGUUAUUGACACUUACUGCACAGACCUCACCCGCAGAAUGCCAAGAGACAUUGUGGAGAUUAAGACGACGUAUUUGGGAUGAACCAAUUCAAAAUUUUGGCUUCGUCGUCGAUGGUGAAUCUCUUGCUCAUUCUCUCAGAGAGCAUAGACAACUUUUAUCUGAAGUUUGUAGCCAUUGUAAUACGGUUGUUUGUUGUCGAAUGUCUCCCAUCCAAAAAGCAGAAGUGGUGAAAGUUGUGAAAGGGUUCUCCUCCAAACCUAUUACAGCUGCUAUUGGUGAUGGAGCCAAUGACGUCUCAAUGAUCCAAGAGGCCAAUGUAGGAAUUGGUAUUAUGGGUAAAGAAGGGCGACAGGCUGUUCGGUGCUCAGAUUUCGCUUUUGCGAGAUUCCGUUUUCUGCGGCGAGUGCUACUUGUUCAUGGCCACUGGUAUUACUGGCGGCUCUCUACUCUUGUUCAGUACUUUUUCUACAAGAACAUUACCUUCAUUACUCCGGCGGUCUUUUUCGCCAUCUUCAGCGCUUAUUCCACGCAGCCGAUUUAUGAUACGUUUUUCCUGACGUUUUACAAUAUCUUUUUUUACAUCGUGGCCUAUUUUGAUUUUUGGUCUCCUCGAGCAAAACUUUACCUCUCGUCAGUUGCUCGAAAAUCUCCAUCUCUACAGGGACAUUGCCAACAACGCUCGUAUGAGUUGGUUUUAGUUUUUCAAGUGGAAACUUUUAGGUACUUGAAGUCAAAUUUAUGGUGUGAUUCAUCAUUCAAUCUCGUCUAUUUACGUCAUUCAAGGUCUCUGGCAUUCCGUGGUCAUCUUUUUCGGCUGUAUACUUCUUUGGGAAUCGGAUUCGCGCGGUCUCACUAUGGACUUUUGGAGUUUUGGAACGCUAAUCUAUACUGGUGUCAUUGUCGUUGUGAGCUUGAAGUUGAUGAUUCAAUCUCGUCAUUGGACUGCCCCCUUUGUGAUCUCGAUCCUGCUCUCCGUUUUCGGAUUUAUGGGUCUCGCCUUUUUAUACUGUGGGAUCUCAGUCUACGCGCUGAAUAA